UUCCGGUUGAACUUGUAAACACAGCUGUGGUAGCUGAUAGAUAUUGGAAUUUAGAGCUCGUUGACGUGGCUGGGACCUUCGUGCUUAUUAUGCAAAUACAGAUUGAUCAAAUACCAUACCGCAGGGUAAGGACCACGCCCUCAUCGCUCACAAGACGACCUUGACGACCCCUUUACCUCCCUCCACCAAACUUGACUCUUCCACCCACCCACCCUCUCAUCGCCCGUCCAACCAACUCCAAAACCACACGAUUGUGAGCAACACACACGCAACGAGCCUGUCAGACACACGCGCACACACACUCAUAAACCCAUAACACAAGUCAACACUUUAGUCACGGCCGCUCAAAACCGCUUCCUCAGCGCCUGGACAACCUGUCACCCCCUACAGCACCGCCAGACUUAGGAUCGCCCGAACGCAGUUAGAGAGUUGAGUCGUCCCGACCUUGUGUCCUGAUGGGGGGGAUCAGGCCCAGCGGGCUGCAUGUAAACAAGCCCGUGGUGUUCGGGACUGUAGCCUUGAUCGUCACUUUUGUAUUGGUCUACAAGCUUCUCUGGAGUUCUACAUCGGUGGCGUCUUUCUCCGCCUUCAAUUUUGGAUUUAGCGGCUCAGACAACUCAGGAUCAGGCAAAAACGGCGACCAGGGUAAAGGUUCCAACAUGAACAACCGAGCUAUCAUCGUGGGACAGCUGGACCCCCCUCCAGAGUUGACAGAGGAGACAAAGGCCUCGCUGAAGCUCGAGUCCAAGGAGGUGGAGGUUGACCUCAGGGGCAAGAAAAUCAAGAUUCAUCAAGAGAAAGUUAUCCCUGCUAAAGGGGAUCCUACACUUGAUAUCUUGUUAUUACACGGUGCCUCUUUCUCUUCGGCCAACUGGAUCGAGAUCGGAACCGUGUACCACUUGGCAAACUGGGGAUAUCGAGCAGUGGCUAUAGACUUGCCAGGCAAAGGCAAGAGUCCGGACAGUAUUGACAAAGACCUCUAUGGCGACUUUGUCACGACCUUUAUCAACACCAUCGGCAUGAAGAAUGUUGUGAUCAUCGCGCCAUCGGCCAGCGGGAACUACGCCUUGCCAUACUUGUUUAUCAACCCGGCCAAAAGCACCGAGAGGGCUGCUGGGUUUGUGCCCAUAGCACCUGUGGGUACUAGUCUGUACACCUCCAAGUUCAAAGAAAGCCAGCUCCCAACACUCAUCCUGUACGGCGCGAAGGACACAAGAGGGGCCAUAACUCUGAAUGACCUCAUCGGCCUGCCUAAUCACAAGAUUGCCCACCUGGACGAUGCAGGUCACGCCUGCUACUUGGACAAGCCAGACAACUUCCACAAAGUGUUAUACCAUUGGUUGAAAGAACUCAAGGAAUGAAAGAAAUGAGAUUUCAGAGCUGGAACCAAAACCAAAUUUCAAUGCCCUAUCCUCCCUUCUUUUCUCCCUUUGAAGAAAUAGCUAACUAGAAUGGGCUGCAGGAAAAAUUCAGUAUCCAAGAACCUAAAUCAUUGUUAUAAGCUAGUUUUGUGUACAUUUAUGGAGUUGUUAUUAAAGGUCUGUAUGAGUGCCUCUCUUGCUUAUAUGCCAUUGUCAUUCAAAAGCAUAUAAACGAAAAACAGGAUAUUUGUGAUCUGGGAGGCUAUAAUGAAAUUCAAGACCUAUCUGAGAAAUGAGUCUAUGGUUGUGAAAUUGUAUCGAGUUCUUAGAUAAAAUUUUGUCCAGCCAAAAUGAGGGACAACUCGCUGCUCGAUUCAUAUUUCAUAUGCUAUAGUCAUAGUUCUGUUUCUUCUGCCUACCUUUCCUGCAGCCCUUGCAGUUUCUAAGUUCAAAGGUUUAUUUUAUAAAUUGUGUUAUGUAAUGGGUUUUUUCCUUGGGUUGGCUGUGAGUGCAGUCACACAAUGUAAAGUAGGGAAAUUGUUCAAAUCAAUUAGUUACUGUAUUGGUACCAGAUGCUGUAUGGUAACAGCAUUCUUUGUAGCCUUGAGAGACAACAAUAAGUUUAUUGUUAAAAUGAGAUUUUUUUUCUCGAAUUGAAAAAGCCUUUGAGAAUUGUUUAAUGGACACAAUAAGUGAAUUAUUCUAUAAUAAUUAUUAUUUGUGUAGGGUUUGUUACUUCGCAAGAAAUAAAGGUCUGUGCACCAGCAAGCAAUGUCAUCAAAUUAUAGUGAUAUCACUGCUUACAAAGAGAAGGCUGCACUACAGUCAUGACAGAUCUGUACUUGCAACGUUGAGAGUUUGCUGCUGUUGUUUCUGUUGACAUGAGAUUUGGCGCCUGAAGAGGGUCACAAAAAAAAAAGAAAAGAAAAAUCAACCGAACCUCGUAUUUGCCUCGUAAUAUGUUUUUUGCUUUUUUUUCCCCACCUCUGAAUAACUUUUAAGAAAAGAUUAAGAUACUUAUUCACAAGUUACAAUUUUUGUGAUUAAUGUCCUUUCCAUCUUCCAAUCACUGGUUGUGAAAACUAUUUGUUGUUACCAUCUCCACCUACUUCACACAGUCAGGUGAACAUUCUUCUUUCUUCUCCCCAGACUACUUCUUAUUGCAGUUUUGUAAGCUGCACUGUGUCACAGAUUUCUUGAUCAGCUACUUAUGGAAUUGCUCAGAUUUGGAAGCGAUAGGUUGAAUGUGAGGGUUUUAGAAAUAUAAAUCUGAAUCAAAAUAACCUUCUGAGUCAGUUUAUCAAAUGUCUGCAAUUUUGUCCUGGUGGUAAGGUUUAUUUCCACAAACCAUAUUGGAAUUAUGGAUUGAGAUGGGUUUUUUAAUAAUAAUUGGACAAGGUAAUGAUAGGAUUAUGUGUCAGGCUAUAGUUGAGUGUGGGGUUUAACUUACUCGUUACCAGUGAGAGGGAUAUUUAUUAAAACUGAAAAAACGUAUUUAAAUCAUUUUGGUUUAUAUGCAUUUUCUUUCAGACGGAGGUGUUAGCAGUAUCUCUGUCUGGUUUGCCAGCAGUAUCAUGUUGUUCCCUAAAUUAUUACUCCCUAGUGUUAUGGAAAAAGGGGAGAGGUUAUUGAUGUUGAAACAGAAAUCUUUCAAGGGGUCAUAAGUCUAAGAAGUUAGGAUUAGGAAGUUGUUGGUUUAUUUAGGAAGAAGCAAGUGAAUGCUAGAAUUUUUUUCUUAAGAAGUCGAGGAGCAGGUCUUUUUUUCUGGCACUGAAAGAUGCUUUAUUUUAAUUAAAACACAAUGUUAAAAUGAUUGAUACAGCUGAACAUGAAGUAAAAUGCUUUCACAAUAUAUCAGGUAUUGUUGAGAUUUAUGACUGUAAAAAAUAGAUCAAAGAGGAGGCAGUCUAAGGCUACCAUUAUUCCCCUUUGUGAUACA
This is a messenger RNA of Aplysia californica (California sea hare), 3300 nucleotides long. RefSeq names its product protein ABHD14B. NCBI's taxonomy places the organism in Eukaryota, Metazoa, Mollusca, Gastropoda, Aplysiida, Aplysiidae. The record is from RefSeq and is a predicted model, not a curated record. The coding region runs from base 456 to 1361 and encodes 301 amino acids. Gene Ontology annotation, cellular component: cytoplasm. The transcript is spliced from 6 exons.